Messenger RNA from Drosophila nasuta, 873 nucleotides. RefSeq lists its product as uncharacterized. The transcript is spliced from 2 exons. Lineage: Eukaryota; Metazoa; Arthropoda; Insecta; Diptera; Drosophilidae. Bases 70 to 858 code for a protein of 262 amino acids. The record is from RefSeq and is a predicted model, not a curated record.
AUAUGAAUUUGGAGAUUGUCAAGCUUUUCCUUUCAGCAACAACAACGGAAAAUCGUUACAUAUUUGACAAUGAAUUCGAAAAGGUCAGCACAAUGCUCUAUCUAUCUAUACAUAUUUCUGCUCCUCAACAUUGCCUGCGUAUCCCAAGGUCAUAUCAGGAGACCACGCGACAAGAUCUACAGCAAACGCAAUCUUUAUCCAGAUCUCGUCAGAUUAGAUGAGGAAUGUGGCGAGAAAACAGCAACUGGAGGCGAAGGCGACAACUGCAGCAAAAAGACCAGCCCCAAUAAGGUUGGCUCAUCAGAUCCCAAAGCCAAGGCAUCGAACAUUGCACAAAAGGCAGCGCAGGAAGCAAAGGCAGCGAAUGAUGCACAAAUGGCCGCAGCUGAUGCUGCAGCAGCUCAAGUCAAGUCCGAACUGGCUGACAAAGCGCUUCAAUCCGCUCGAGCUGCUGAAGCAGCUUUGGCGGGCAAACAACAGAUUGUGGAGCAAUUGCAGUCGGAGCACACUGAAGCUCAGGCUGUGGUCCAAGAGGUGACCAACUCUCUGCAGAAUACACAAACAAAUGCAGCUGCUGCAAGUGAUGCAGCCAUCGAGGCCAAGAACCAAGUCAACUAUCUGAAGCGUUUGGUGCAAGCGGCAAUCACGAAUCUGGGCAACAUUGAGAAUGUGUCGAAUGGAGCUCAACAGGAACUGGCUGAGAAAACACAACUCCUUGAAGCAGCCAAGCAUCGAGUGGAGACCCUGGGACUUCAACUAGAGGCAGCUAAACAGGACUUUGAGAAGACCAAAAAGGCGGCUUAUAAAGCAGCUUGUGCAGCUGUUGAAGCCAAGCAAAAGGCUCAAGCGAGUCAAUGAAAUGUAAUUUAAAGU